AUGAACCCACAAUGUUCAAAAUGUAAAGCAGCAAUGAAGAAAUAUAACUACUCCGUCAAAGAGAUAGAACGUAUGAGAAACGACUAUGCUGACUUAAAGAAAGAAGUAGAGAAACCAGCAGAAGAUAAAAUGGACAUGUUGACAUUUCUGAACAAAAACUAUCCAACAGCUGACGAUUUCCUUCUAUCUGAUGUCAAGAAGAAAUAUAAAGAAACUUUCGGCAUUGUUAAAACAUUCGAUGUACUAAAAGAAGAAAUAGAAGCUACAAAACUGUUUAAAGUCAUGAACCAUCACAACAUAUACCAUGUAAAACGCUUAUAA
Molecule: messenger RNA, 321 nt
Organism: Trichomonas vaginalis G3
Lineage: Eukaryota; Parabasalia; Trichomonadida; Trichomonadidae
Product: organellar and viral DNA polymerase type B
Exons: 1
Coding region: 1-321 (106 amino acids)
Source: RefSeq, a predicted model, not a curated record